Molecule: messenger RNA, 1285 nt
Organism: Zea mays
Lineage: Eukaryota; Viridiplantae; Streptophyta; Magnoliopsida; Poales; Poaceae
Product: Acetyltransferase NSI
Exons: 8
Coding region: 208-957 (249 amino acids)
Cellular component (GO): cytoplasm
Molecular function (GO): N-acetyltransferase activity
Source: RefSeq, marked validated
ACCCGCCCUUCGUCCAGGCUGCAGACCUUAUCCACCAACCUCCGGUCCACGGUGACUGGCCGCAAGCUCCUCCUCUCCCGCAAACACCCACGCCCACUCCAUUGCUCCUCUCCUCCAACAUCGCUCACGCGGUCUCCUCUCCCCGCUCAGCUCCGCUCCGCUCCCGGAGACACGCAAGCUUCCCGUUCCCGGGAACGCGCACUAAAGAUGCCUCCAGCCUUCGCCGCCGCACCUUCCUCCUCGAUAUGUGGCGUUCGCAUCCCAACUGUGCGCCGUUUCGAAGCGCAAAGCACGGUUUCCACGCCCAGAUUUAUGCGUAAUCGGGUGGCAGCAAAAACACGGUCUACAUCAGCUUGGUCCUUGAAGGCUGGCUUGUGGGAUUCUCUCAGAUCUGGCCUUUUGAAGAAUAAUAGCAGUACAGAGACAGUAGAGCCACCACCAGCACCACUUGAAGUGGAAGAGCCUUUGCCUGUGGAAAUAGUACUCCUAGAAAGAACACUACCUGAUGGAAGCACAGAACAAAUUUUAUUUUCUUCAGCCGGAGAUGUUGAUGUAUAUGAUCUCCAAGCCUUAUGCAAUAAGGUAGGAUGGCCACGCAGGCCUCUUUCAAAGAUAGCAGCCUCAUUAAGAAAUAGCUACUUGGUUGCUACACUAUAUUCAAUAAUUAGAUCUUCAGAAACAGAGGGAGAAGAGAAGAAACAGCUCAUUGGGAUGGCACGAGCAACCUCAGACCAUGCCUUCAAUGCAACGAUUUGGGAUGUCCUUGUUGAUCCUUCAUACCAGGGUCAGGGUCUUGGUAAAGCACUCAUGGAGAAAGUAAUUCGUACUUUGCUCCAGCGAGACAUCAACAACAUUACACUGUUUGCGGAUAACAAAGUUAUAGAUUUCUACAAGAACCUGGGGUUCGAAGUUGAUCCUCAAGGCAUCAAGGGCAUGUUCUGGUACCCCAGAUUUUAGCACCAGCAGCCAGAUAUAUCGUUCGAGGGGUUGUUGUACUUGAAGCAUCUCCCCGUUCUGAAAGGGUAAUUGACAGGUCAGGGCUCCACGCCCUGAUGGAUCUCGCACUUAAUAUUUCAUCCUUGGUGAGAAGCUGUAAUUUUCUUCAAUGCUAAAACGACCAUGUGAUCGGCUCAACUCUCCGCACCCCUGUUGUAACCAUAACCCCAACAAAACACGCUAUUUGUAAUACCCGUGUUUCAUACAUGCGCUCUAGACUCUUGCCAUCUGUAUGUAACGUACGCUUUCAAAUUUCUACAUUCGAAAUGGAAAAAAAAACUGUAUCCAU